AUGGCUCCAACACUUCAUACUUGGGCUGGCGUUUUGUCGUUCGUGAUUUUCCUGCUAUUCGGCCUACCCGUCGAUGCGCUUCCCAGGAAGAAAACAAUUUCGAAUACUGCUAAUACAGCGACGUCGAACACCGCUGCCGCCGGAGCAGCAGCAGCAGCUGGGAAAAUAUCUACUGCCACUGAUGGGUCAACAAUUUUAGAUAAGACGGUCACAAUUGAUGGGCUUUCCAUUAGAUACAAGAUCAGUGCGCCUGCGGAUCAGUUCACAGCUGCUUCAGGCGUUACUGGGGGUACAGCAGCAGCCAACGCGGCCGGGGCCAAUGGCCUCAAUGUGCUUCUCCACGGUGACGGGGGACAAUCAUUCUUCGAUUUCCCCAACCAAGCGGUUCAGAAUAACUUGAUGGGCGUCGUUGUCCUCGCCCCGAACAAAAACCGUUUCUGGGGAGGAGGUUCGGGCCUUGAACGAACUGAUGGCGUUGCGCACGCCGCCGCAGUUAAUACUCUCAUCCAAGAUCAAUUAUCGAAAGACGUGGCAUUCGACCCUGCCAAUGUAUUCUUUACCGGCGUCUCGGGUGGCUCUCUGCUCCUCUCGGGCUUCUUCAUGCCAACCUUCGGCGCAACUUACCAAACGGGCGUGGAAUUAAACUGCGGUGCUCUCACUCCACAGGUUGCGGUGGUAGAUGGAGCCAAUAUGAUUGCGAACACGAAAUUCCAUUUCCAAAGCACGCAAGAUGAGUUGGCCUCGCUGCAGCCGGCGAUUCCAGAGGCGAUUUCGGCAUAUGAGAAAUUGGCAACCAGUGCAGGUUUGACGGCGGCAGAAAUUGGGGCACUGCAGACGGUGGAUAACACACCAAAUGGAGGAGGACAUUGCGGAUUUGAUGGAAAGGGGUUUGUCUCCGGAGUGCAGUUGAUGGCUACCAACUUUGCCAAUGUGAUGUCUGCCGAUGCGACUGGGGAGGUUACGGGGAUUGGGAAUGUGCUAAAUACCGUUGUCGGAAACGAGGCUCUCCAGUUCAGUAGUGCUACUUAG
Molecule: messenger RNA, 1029 nt
Organism: Venustampulla echinocandica
Lineage: Eukaryota; Fungi; Ascomycota; Leotiomycetes; Helotiales; Pleuroascaceae
Exons: 3
Coding region: 1-1029 (342 amino acids)
Source: RefSeq, a predicted model, not a curated record